AUUGUAAAUAAAAUAGGAUCAAAUUGUUACAAAUGAUGACUGAGGAGGGUCUCGCAUUUUUUAAAGGGCAAACAUGAACCCCCCCAUUUCUGCCCUCCUCCCCACCCUAAUACUUUUCAUACAGUCCCUAAAUAAAGUUUUUGCUGCCAUUCAAAUUAUGUUAAAUAUGCAACUUUUCAACCACCCAGAGUUUCUAUAUUUACGUCCACACACUCUCAAGUGUGUGAUUAUAUGAAACUGUCUCAUUAAGAGGACAUAAUUACAACUACCUGCUAACUACUCUGUCUACUGUAGUGGUUUUGACGCACGGAAACAUUUCUUGUCCCCGCUCCACAACCAUGAAUUAUCCUGCGUACUCUUUCAUCUUCUGCCUAUAUUACAUAUAAUCACACAACAGCUGAAAAGGCUUGCCUCACCCUGCUGUGAUAUAUACCAUCCACUCUUAAAUCCUUGUCUGGAGGCCGUUUGGAUGUGAGGACGGCAUGUUUCUGCAACCAGGAUCCGUACAUGUAACUCUACAGCUCAUGCAAAUCCUCCAUCAGCUUCACAACCACCCAGAAGAGUCAUAAUCAUACAGAUAACCAAUGAACAGUCUUGAAUGUAUCACUUUAUUGAAUAUUUACACCCUCCCCUCUUCCUAUGCUUUAACACAGACGUUAAUCCAGCUUUGUUGUUAUUGUCAGCGCACAGAAAAGAGUUACACAGAAAUCUCGCCUGGUGUCUGAAUAGAGAAUAACCCGAAAAGCCAAAUGCAAACACCUAAAUCCUCACAUAAAUCCUACAGUACACGUUAGACAAGCCACAGCACAACUGCAAGGCCCUACAGUAUACUUCAAGUUUAUUUUAUGAAGUAAACCAGUAUAUUUCCCAAGUAUACUUUAUAUAGUAAGUAUACUAAUAUCAAUGUACUAGUAAUAUACUUGUAAGUGUACUACUUCAAUACUUCUUGGGACUAAAUUGGCCCACUUUUUAGUUUAUAAAAGUAUACCUUUAAGUGUAAGAAUAUUAAUCUUUGACUACACAACUGAGUUGUAAUUUUGUAAAGCAACUAUACUAUAAAGAGAACUAUACUACAAGUGAACUUAUAUGUAUACUGUUGGUAUGAAUGUAUAAUUUAAAGUAUACUCUGUAAACUACUAAUUUAAUAGUUUUUACCGCAAGUAUACUUGUAAGUUUUCUUAAGUGAAUUUGUAGUACUAAAUCUUAGGCAAAUAUACUUUUCUGUAUACUUGUCAGUAUAAGCCAAGUAUACUUAGACUUUUCUGUUUACUUGUCAGUAUAAGCCAAGUAUACUUAAGUAUAAUUUUGUUAAGUAUCUCUGAUAAGAACAUAAAAAGCAAACUGAAAGCAUACACAAGUUUAAAUGAAGUACAUUAAUUGCACAAUUGAAUAAACUUCUUUUUGGGAAGGGUAUUAUUAUGAUACAAUAACAGAUUUAACACACCACAAAGUCCUACAAGGAGGAUUAUAGGAUUCAGGACGACACCAUUCUUUAGAAAAAUGAUUCCUAGGUCAAAACAAUUUGAGGAAAAUCUAAUAAAAAAGAGGUGUUAUACAUGCUCAGCUUAAAGUACACAUAGUUCCUUCAUUAGAAAGUUAUGGCAAACUACCCAUGAGUGUCCAAUUCUGUGAGGCUAUGGCACCAUCUAGAGGGGAAUUCAGGCAACUUCCUGUUUUGAUCCCAGAUCCAACAUGGCUGCUCCAAUGCAGACGUUUUUCAGGCGUACUGCUUGUGUGAAGUAGCAGCAAACCAUGAGGGAUUACAGCCACCAUGGAUGCAAAAGAACUAGUCCACUGUGCUGUGCAGAUAGAGCGAGCCAAUGCAGACAGGAGCUAUGGGAACCUCUUGACCCUCCUCGGUGACCUUGAUAAGUCGCACAUCAAAGCAGAGCAGCUGGAGACGUCAGACAUUGUUAAAGCGCUCUACAGGCUCCUGAGGAGCUGCUCUGAUGACAGCGUGAAGAAGACAGCGAAGAGCUUGUUGUCUAAGUGGAAGAGACAGUACAGCAGAGAUACACCAGGUGUGAAGGAUGCUGAGCACUCUCGUAGGGUUUCUCUACCAGAUGCGGGAGUUUCCAAGCAAGGGGAUUCCCAUGAUUCAACACAGACAUGUGACACUAAGGUGAAGUGUGCAGAACCAGAAUCACCAUCCUCUUUCACUGCAGAGAGCACCUCUUCAUCCAGUUUCUCACCUGUAAGAUCAAAAUGUGUUCAGCUCCUUCUUGCCGCCCUCUGCCCCGACCUUCCUGAUCAAGAUAAGGCUGCAGAGCUGGCUGCAGACAUCGAGCGGCACACCCACGAGCUGCACAAACACAGCCAUGUCAAAUACAAAGCCUGCGUGAGGAGCAAGGUGGCCAACUUGAGGAACACUAAAAACCGGCAUCUACGUCAGGGCCUCCUGGGCGGCUCGCUAUCGCCUGAGGCCUUCGCCCGGAUGUCCGCGGAGGAGAUGGCCGGCGCAGAGCUGCGGCAGCUGAGGGAGGAGUACUCGUCCCGGGGUGUGAGCGAAAGGCAGCUUCCUCAGGGGGUAGAAGGGACGCAGACGCAGAAGAUCCGCUGCAGAAAGUGUGGGGGGUCGGACUGUAAGGUGACGCAGGUGUCCAGGGGUGCCCUUUUCCUGCCCGCAUGGGUAAGGCAGAGCGGCCCUGACGAUGACGCAAUGACUUUUGUGACCUGCAGCGGGUGUGGGCAGCAGUGGUACCACAGCGGCUGGGUCUGCCUCUAAAUACAAGUAUCUGAUUAAUCAGUCACAGUGAAUUAUAAUUCUAUUUAUAUUAUUAAUUAUAUUGUGUAUCAUUGCGUGAGACUGCCCUUGUGUUAGUGGUUUUCCUGUUUUCACCUCAUUCGAAAGAUCCCAUGAUUCUGCAUGGAUUGAGCAACUUUUAUAACUUUUCAAAACGAUGCCAAAAAGACAUUUUCCUGCGGCCUGUUAAAUGCUUCUAGUAUUUUCUUUGACACUGAAACAGGAGGAAUGGUCAGAGUGGAAUGCAGAGUGGAAACAGAGGACAGAGCAUUCCUGCAGGACGGAGCGCAUACUUAUGGUUUAAACGAGCACAUUUCGAGGAUGCAUCCUUUAUUUUGCAUAUGCAUUCUUCAGUAAAUGUGCGGUUACCUUUCUCCUACAAGCUGGAAAAGCCGAGUAACUUCCUAUUGCAGCUGCAGACUGCAACCACUUUUAAAGGAGUAGCUCUCGUCAUCUUUUCCCCGCUGAAUCAUUUCCUGUCUCCUCCAGUUAAUCUAUAAGUAGCCGCACAUUUAGCUGCUGUUCCUGGCUCCUCUCUUAUAUGAACACUUUCUGGUCAGAGGAAUGAUGUAAAGCCAACUAUGAUCUUGACCUAUGACCUCACUAAUGUAUAAUUUUCUUGAUGUCUUGCACUUAUUGUGAGUCACACUUGGUGUGAAUGUCUAAAUUCCUUUAGAAAGAAGAAAGCAUGCCUCCAGCUUCCUACAAUAUCCCAUUCAUGUGGAGCUUCAGACAUGUGACCUCAGAAACCGGUUGGCAUGUGAGUCAGUAAUCUGCCCUCAGCGGUGGAUAUCCCAUGGUCCUUCAGUCAGCCGACGUGGCACAAUGAAUCGUUAACACGUCAUCGUGACGUCACAUCGACGGGGCCUGUUCUGUAAAGGCUGAAGAGCUUCAGAAAACUGUUUAAAUAUAUAUUUUUAUGAAUAAAACCUUUCAAUACCUGAGCUGAA
Messenger RNA from Sebastes umbrosus (honeycomb rockfish), 3693 nucleotides. RefSeq names its product transcription elongation factor A N-terminal and central domain-containing protein. Gene Ontology annotation, biological process: DNA-templated transcription. The record is from RefSeq and is a predicted model, not a curated record. NCBI's taxonomy places the organism in Eukaryota, Metazoa, Chordata, Actinopteri, Perciformes, Sebastidae. The coding region runs from base 1772 to 2725 and encodes 317 amino acids. Gene Ontology annotation, cellular component: nucleus. The transcript is spliced from 2 exons.